This is a messenger RNA of Neocloeon triangulifer, 2069 nucleotides long. RefSeq lists its product as uncharacterized. The record is from RefSeq and is a predicted model, not a curated record. Gene Ontology annotation, cellular component: cytoplasm. Bases 106 to 1983 code for a protein of 625 amino acids. NCBI's taxonomy places the organism in Eukaryota, Metazoa, Arthropoda, Insecta, Ephemeroptera, Baetidae. Gene Ontology annotation, biological process: apoptotic process; proteolysis. The transcript is spliced from 8 exons.
GGCAGGGCCACUUAGUGAUCAGUCUGCUUAUAAAGGCGGAGUGCGUCGGAUCCGCCUUGAAUACGCAAUAUAGUUUUUAAUUCCUCACAAUCAGAAUUAACAAUCAUGGAAAGUGACAGAAACGAUCGUCCUCUGAUCGAUUCUGUGAUUGAACAAGUCGAUGACCUGCAGGAAGGAGCCGUCGGUGGUGCUCAAGACGAGUCAGAUAUGUCCUUAAUUACAAACAACUUUUCCAAUGCAUCAGUUAUGACACCUACGGAGAACAACGCAAUUGCCUCCAAUAAGAGAACGCGCUUUUACAACAUGAAUAACAAGAACCGCGGCGUGGCGCUGAUUUUCAACCACUACAAAUUUGAUGUUUAUGGAUUGCCGAAAAGGGAAGGAACGGACAGAGACAAGACGGCGCUGGUCGAUGCUUUCAAAAAGCACGCUUUCCAUGUCCCGAACAUAGAAGAUGAUUUGUGCAUCUCGGACAUUGAAUACACAAUUAAAAAAGAAAUUGUGAAUGCUGAUCACUCCGAUUCCGACUGCGUUGCAAUUGCAAUUUUGUCGCAUGGAAAUGAAGGAGACAUGGUCUACGCCAAGGAUAGGAAAUAUUCUCUGUCCAAAUUAUCGGACAUGCUCACCGCUGACAAGUGUCCAGCGUUGGCCGGAAAGCCAAAAUUGUUCUUCAUCCAAGCGUGCAAAGGAGAAAAAAAGGACGAAGGUCGUAAAAUAUCUGUGGAUUCAUUCAACCAAUCCAGCCAAAGUUACUUUACCAUCCCAUGUGAAGCCGAUUUUUUCUUUGCCUUCUCCACCGUUCCAGGAUAUGUAUCGCAUAGAAGAAUAGGUUUUGGAUCUUGGUUCAUUCAAGAGCUUUGCUUCAAACUGAUGGAGGACGACAGUCACGAGCGAAGCAUUUUCCAAUUGAUGACAGAGGUCGUGGGCACGGUGGCCAUCGAGUACGAAUCUUCGGAUAAAAAUCACAAGCAGAUUCCAUCGUUUGCUUCAAGACUUACAAAAGACUUAAUUUUUGGUGUAAAAAUGAAUCUAAAUCAUGACGGCAACAAUCUUCCUCUGAACGAGACUGUGAAUGACCAAGUCGAAGAAAUGGAGCUGGAAGGCGCAGUCGGCGGUGCUCAAGACGAAACCGACAUUUCCUUCAAGCAAUUAAAAAAAAUAUUCACUUCACGAGUCCCGGUGAACAACCAAAAUGACCCAACUUCCAUUCCAGUAAUAAAAACGAAAAAGGAAGCUCGCUUUUACAACAUGAAUUACAAGAAACGCGGCGUUGCACUGAUUUUCAACCACAACAAGUUUAGUGAGACGUCCGGAUUGGAACCAAGGAACGGAACCGACAAAGACAAAGCAGCACUGGAGAAGGCCUUUAAAAAGCACGCUUUCCAUGUCCCUGAUAUAGGAGAUGACUUGCGCUUAUCUGACAUUGAAUACGUGAUUAACAGAGACAUUGUCAAAGCUGACCACACCGAUUCAGACUGCGUUGCGAUUGCAAUUUUGACUCAUGGGAAAGAAGGAGACCUACUCCACGCCAAGGACAAGAAAUAUUCUCUGAUCAAAUUGGUGGAGAUGCUCACCGCAGAAAAUUGUAAAUCAUUAGCCGGGAAGCCCAAAUUGUUCUUCAUCCAAGCUUGCAUGGGUAAAAAAGAAGACAAGGGACAGAAGAUAUCCACUGAUUCGGCUGGAUUCGGACACAAAAGCUACUUCACCAUACCAUGCGAAGCAGAUUUCUUCUUCGGCUACUCCACCAUUCCAGGCUACGUUGCACACAGAAGAGGGACCGGAUCUUGGUUCAUUCAGGAGCUUUGCGCCAAGCUGAUGGAGGACGACAGUCACGAGCGAAGCAUUUUCCACUUGAUGACGGAGGUUGUGGGUACCGUGGCCAUCGAGUACAAAUCUUCGGAAAAAAAGCACAAGCAGAUUCCAUCUUUCACCUCGAGGCUUACUAAAGAUCUCAUUUUCGGUGUCAAAGCGAGUGAAAACUGACGAAUGAUCUCUUUCGCAACAAUUUUAAAAAGUUUAGAAAAAACAUGACCAUAAUGAACAAUAAUUAGAAAAUAAAAUUUAUGACU